Selaginella moellendorffii is the source of this 1246-nucleotide messenger RNA. Its product is annotated as leucine-rich repeat-containing protein ODA7. The record is from RefSeq and is a predicted model, not a curated record. The transcript is spliced from 10 exons. Gene Ontology annotation, molecular function: protein binding. NCBI's taxonomy places the organism in Eukaryota, Viridiplantae, Streptophyta, Lycopodiopsida, Selaginellales, Selaginellaceae. The coding region runs from base 8 to 763 and encodes 251 amino acids.
GCAAGAAAUGGGCUUUGAUAUGAGCCCGGUGGGCUUGAAGAAGCUGUGUCGGGAGAAGCGGCUGUUUGCGAGUCUUCCAGAGCUUAACGAGGUUCUUCAUCUCCAUCACAGGGGCAUAGUCGAGAUUAAAGGCCUCGAAGAGUACACUGGAUUAAAAACUCUCCACCUCGAGUCGAAUGCAAUACUGAAGAUCAAAGGUCUGGAUUGCCUCAUGAAUCUUCGCUGCCUCUAUUUAAACCAGAACUUGCUCGAAGAUGUGGAAGGACUUGAUAAACUCCCCCGCUUGGAAGCACUCGAUCUGGCAGAUAAUCAGAUCAAGUGCUUGAAAGGACUCUCUUGCUGCCAGUGCUUGCGUCAACUUAAUCUUUCCGGAAACAUGCUUUGCCUGGAGGAGGACGUCGCGCAUCUCACAAAAUGCAAGAGCUUGCAGUCACUCGACAUCUCCAGGAACAAACUUGACAACGAAGAGUCUCUCCAGAUAAUUCAAUCGCUUCGUCUCACCCUCUUGAAAAUGUCUGGAAAUCCGAUUGUAUCAACGAUACCAUAUUACCGGAAGCUUUGCCUCGUCCAAAUGCCCACGCUUACGUACCUGGAUGAAUCUCCUGUCUCUGAGAACGAGCGUCGCCUGGCAAGAGCAUGGACAGAAGGUGGAAACGAGGAGGAGACAUCAAUGCGGGAAACUAUACGCAAGGAAGAAGCUCAUCAGAGAGAGAUCCAUCGUCAAGGUACUGCCACCGUUUUGGAAGGAUGGAUGGUUCUUUAGCCAUCUCUAGAGCAGCAUUCGAAGCCAUGAUCGAGGAAGCGACGGCCGAGCUGGCCGAGAACGAGCGAAAGCAAAGAGAAGCGGCAGAAAGAACUCAAGAGGAGCGAGCCGAGGCAGCCGCAAGAGAAGAGCAGUUCCGAGCCGAGAUUGCUGCGAGAGAGGAAGCAAAGAGGGGACAAGAGAUCCAAGAGCAGCGGAGAGCCGAGCUAGCAGCGAUGGAGGAGAAGCGAGCUGCCGAGCUUGUAGCAAUGGAGGAGGAGCUAGCCGCGGAGCUUGCUGCGCGCGAGAAGAACUUGUCCGAGGAAUGGAUUCUAGAGCGGCUCGAGUGCGCUGACAAGGAGAGGAAGUUUAAGGAGGAGCUCCAGGAGCGCGUCUUGGAGCGAAUGGCCCAAGACAAGAACGUCGCAAGGCCUAUGCUCUGGGGAACCAAAGCUUACAAGAGUCUCUGGGAAAUAGCAACUAAUAUAGAACAAUCUUAAUCAA